AUGAGGGUAGACAAGGCCCUUUGGGCCCUAACCCCGGUGAUUAACUCGGGCUGCCCCUCGCCCAAAGGCGGGGCGCACCCAGCAGCCAAUCAGACGGUUCCUUAUAAUCCGCCCCUGGCGAAGAGCCGCGGAGCUGGAGCUGGAGGGACUCGUCCGGCCCCAGGCGACCAGCGGAGCCCAGCGCCGUGUGCGGAAAUUGUUGGUACAUUAGCAAUAUGAUACACAAUGUCUUCUGGAAACAUCCAGGAAUCCCAGACAUUAAUUAAACCAGCAUUCAGUGAAAAAGAAGCCACUGAAUUAGUUGAAAGGGUAUUUGGAUUAAAAGUAUCUGCAAUCAGAUCACUCCCCAGCUAUGAUGAUCAGAAUUUUCAUGUUCACAUUUCAAGAAGUGAGGGAACAGCAGACGGUGCUGACGAGUAUGUUCUCAAAAUCACCAACUGUGAAGAUAGCCAGAAUCCUGAACUCAUUGAAGUGCAGACCCAGAUCAUGAUGUUUUUGAAUGUUGAAGGGUUUCCUUCAGCUAUGCCCCAUCUUACUAAAAACGGUAACAUCAUGUCUCUAGAAUCAUUAGGUACUGGCUCUGUGACAAAAAAGUACAUGGUGAGACUGCUGACCUACCUCCCAGGCAUGACCGUGGCAACAAUCUCUACAAAUCCUCACAUUUUAUAUGAGAUUGGGAAACUAGCUGCCAGAUUGGAUAAAACUCUCACAGAGAAAUUCCAUCAUCCAUCAAUAAAAAGUCUGCAUCGAGGGAAGUUCAUUUGGAACUUGGCAAAUGUUCCUCUUCUAGAGCAGUAUAUUCAUGCCCUGGGCCAGAAUAGUUAUCGUGAAGUUGUGGAGCAAGUUAUUCAGCAGUUCAAAGAUAAAAUAGUACCCAAGCUAAGGAAUUUUCGAGCCUGUAUCAAUCAUGGGGACCUCAAUGACCACAAUAUCUUAUUAGAUUCCAACACUGCUUCACCAGAGAAUCCACAAUAUAGAGUGUCUGGUAUUUUGGACUUUAGUGACAUGAGCUAUGGUUACUAUGUAUUUGAAUUAGCAAUAACUAUCAUGUACAUGAUGAUUGAGAGCAAGGAUCCUCUCAGUGUUGGAGGGCAUGUUCUUGCAGGGUUUGAAAGCAUUGUACCAUUGACAACAGAGGAGAGAGAUGCCCUGUUUCUCUUGGUGAGUGGUAGAUUUUCUCAGUCACUUGUAAUAGCCUCAUACACUUCCCUCUUGUAUCCUGAGAACAAAGAAUACCUAAUGAUCACAGCAAAAACUGGAUGGAAGCACUUAUUAAGAAUGUUUGAGGUGGGCCAAGAAGCUGUAGAGAAGAUUUGGUUUGAGACUGCAAAAGCAUAUAUGAACAAUGAACCUGUGUAGCUUUCAUAUCUUUAUUACAGACACAAAUGUUCAUAUACUUACAAGUAAAGAUGCACCUAACAAUUUAUGUAAUUGUACAAUUUGUAUUCACUACAUUCUAAAAAGUAAUUUAAAGAUAAAAUAAUGCAUUGUGAAUGUUUUCAGAGAUGUAUCACUGGCUCUUAAGACAAUGAUUUUUUUUAAAAACUACAAGGUGUCUGCUCAUGUUCAGUUACCAGGGUGGUACAUGCACACUGAAUACUUACACACCCAAACAGCCAGUCAUGUAUAUGCCUAGAGACACUUGGCUUGCUAAAUGUGCAUUGAAAUUGUACAUUUUUUCACAGGUAAUUGCCCGUGUACAGUUUAGAAAAUUGGGCUCAACAUUGUUACCUAGCAGCUCUGUGUUCUUGGGGAACCAGGGCACAGUACCAAGCCUGUCUGACUCAUGGAAGACCUCCCCCCUUCCCCCCCCCCCGCCUCUGCUUGAACCAAAACCGAUCAGAAGAAAGACUUACAAAAAGCAAUGAAAAGGCAGUGGGAGGCACACCUAAACCGCUGGGAUAAGGGUGACAGGAUUAAGGAAACUCCCCUAGCCCCAUUUGCAUCCAAGAUGGGACAAGGAAGCAUCUCUAUUGGCAUACAGAAUGGAGAACAGAGAUUCCAAGGCAAGAACCACACAGAACUCUGGGCCCAGAAAAUCAGGGAAACCCUGCAUCAUGGGAAUCUCUGCUCCAGAUGUUAACGAACCCACACCUGCACACACCCAGCUCAGCAGUUAUCAGACCAAUUCUAGUAUUGGUAUCCAAAAUAGUGAAGCUCCCUAAUUGCAUUGUGAGCUCCCUCCCAGGAACACGGCCCAUAGUCAGAAAUGAUCAGCUCCCUUUGUCUAGCCUGAACAAAAUGACUUUGGUAUACUCCCUUGAGCCAUCAAUUUACACAUAAACAAAUCUAGUGUUCUCCCUUGAACCAUUGCUGUUUCUCUACAAAAACCCCUACCCAUGCUCAAGUAAGUGUUCUGAUGCCUGGAUCCAAAAUCUGCAUCAGUUCCAUUGGGACUUCAUCUUCUCCUGACUGAUUGUGCUGGGGCCUCUGCCUGUCUCCAGCACUACAGACCCUCAACUACCGCCAGCAUCUGGGACCCCUGAUCGAUUCAAGCUUCACGGUGUGGUGAGAACCCAUCUCUGUCUCUCUCUUGGUUAAGCCUUCUGACCCUGACUUGUGAGAUUAGUUAUAAUUUUCGAAACCUGACUUUUAUAAUCAAAU
This is a messenger RNA of Mauremys reevesii (Reeves's turtle), 2604 nucleotides long. RefSeq names its product hydroxylysine kinase (gene HYKK). The transcript is spliced from 6 exons. Lineage: Eukaryota; Metazoa; Chordata; Testudines; Geoemydidae. The coding region runs from base 226 to 1359 and encodes 377 amino acids. The record is from RefSeq and is a predicted model, not a curated record. Gene Ontology annotation, molecular function: amino acid kinase activity.